Messenger RNA from Podospora pseudopauciseta, 2173 nucleotides. RefSeq lists its product as uncharacterized. The record is from RefSeq and is a predicted model, not a curated record. Bases 1910 to 2173 code for a protein of 87 amino acids. Lineage: Eukaryota; Fungi; Ascomycota; Sordariomycetes; Sordariales; Podosporaceae. The transcript is spliced from 4 exons.
CGGUCUCGAACCCAACUCUUUGUCAGCGUGUUUCGAAUGCGCAAAGGCGUGCAAUUUCCCCCACGAAAAAUCUCGAGCGGUCCCGUGACGCCUGUGCCAGGGCACAUCGAUGAUGACAACGUGCCUCUGCUGCGGUCAACCAAGAUUGCGUCGCCCGCCGCCGUCAGGCAUGGCAAUUAUCAGUUCUGUCCCAAUUUAGCGAUGGAGGGGGACGCAUGAUGUGUCUGCGAUCCGCUUACAAAGGGGCAUAUCGGAGGUGUGGGGCUAUGACAUGGAGGUCUCGCGGGACUCGGUGCGGGGAGUGAGCCCGAUUGACGGGAGUGGUGACACCGUUAAAUCGGCUACCCCAUGCGGACAUCACCCGAACUCGGGGAUCGGACGUGUCCGGACAUGGUAACACGUCAUGCAGUUUGAGAUCAAUUCACUGCAGAUGAGUUUCGAGGAAACCAUUGCACUUCAGCAACCUGGCAUAAUUAGCAAUUACCAUCAUGUAAUGAAUGGGUGAUCAUGGAACGCCGAACACAACCUCCAAAGCCACAAGGCUUGGUGGUGGUCCAAUAUCACACAGUUGACGCCCAAAGCCAUUUGGUUGCUACUGCUGCAUCAGUCUAAGCCUCAGUUACGCAGUGGAUUCGAUCAGAUGGAGCAACACGUUGUCGAUGCUAACCGAGCCCAAAUUCACAUAAUCACGCCGAAGACAAGGGGCCAGACCAGUACAGGUGUUUUUUUGUCUUGAUUUGUUUUGUAUAGCGUUGGCAGCCGGACGUAAUCCAUUGUUUUGAAGAGAACCCCUUUCCUGCCUUUCAACAAGACAAAGACGAGGUAAACUCCCACGUUCGUUCCUAAAUCGUAUCGCUUAUUUCCCGAGACGCCGUAUUCAUCGAGUCGCAGACUUGAAGCCUGGACCCAGCACAAAAGUCGAAUUCCUCCGUCAUGCCAACGCCACCAACCCCGCCCCGGCAGAGUUCAAACUCUAGACCAUGCUUCCAUUGUUGUUUUCAGGAGACAGUCGUCAGAAUUUAAGCCUGGACCUUCUUGUUUCUCUUGGGAAUGUCAGUGAUGACGAGGGCUGCGGUGUCGUCUGGUCAGUUCCAUGCUUUCUUCCGGAUAUAAUGCGGCUAUUCGUCGAGGAACAUACUGGGAGGCAAGCUCUGCUUGAGCUUCUCGGCCUUGUCGGAGUCCUUGAGAACCAAGGUGUAGAGGUGUCUCUGGCAGCGGACCUUGAACUUGAUCUGAGACUUGUUCUUCUUGAUCCGCGCGGCUGUAUCCAUAAAAAGUCGAGUCAGUUCCCAUCUCUUCAUUGCCUUUCUUCCUUCAUUUCCUAGUUUUCGAGUCGGUAGGUUACGUACAGGAGGCGUCCGACCGGCGGCAGAUCUCGAUGAACUAAAAACACAAAAUGUCAGUCAAAAAUGCUUUUGUCGGUUUUUUGGAUUCGGCCCAAAAAACUGGCCAGGCCGUGAUUUACACACCUGCUUGAUAUCUCCGAUUUCCUGAGGCAUUUUGACGGCUGUGAUGAGUCUCCUGUAAACGGUCUACGGAAGUUCAAAGUCGGGGUUGGAGGGGAUUUCUCAAAAUUAUUCAGUUUGUGUGGGUUUCUCCGAAUUGGCUCGCUUUGGGUGGGGCUCCUGCACACUCGACGCCCAAGCCAUCGCCAGGGGUCUUCGAGGAGGUCAUAGCGCCCUGACUGUGGCUGGGUGACGUGUCCCGCUUUGUGGCGCUAGCUGUCGGUGGCCAAGGUAAGAGCGUUGACGACGACAACACCUGUUCUUAUCGAAGGACUUAUUUACUUUUGGUUCAUUUUUCCUGCUAGUUGCCCUCGAGGUUCUUUGCCGGACUUCUUUAUCAUUAUCCAAAAGCCAGAGUUUUCACAACACUGUUUGUCAAGGACUGAGCGUCAGUGUAAGCCAAGAUGCCAACGCCACUCGAUCAUGCAAUGAGAUCACGGAAUGCUUUCCUAGCUUUCACAGGUCUGGUGACGGGUGUUGCCGUAUGGGCGAUCUGGGGAGGAGACAUGUUCCCCACAAGCCCAGACCCAACUGGUAAUCCAGAGGAAUGGUCUAAAGAAGAUCUCCGAAGAUGGCUCACCGCUCGAAAUCUUCACCCUCAAGACUCAGACACGAGGGAGCAACUGUUGGAGAGGGUUAAAGCAAACAUGAGGAUUCCAAGGCAGUGA